AUGAUUGCUCUCCGGAACCCAAAGGGAAAAGUCAUUGCAUCGAGAAGGAGGAUGGAGAAAAUCAUCUACGACUUCUACUCUGAUCUCUUCGACAGCCAUGUCCACUUGCCUCCUCACCAUCUGAGGGAAGACGGACAAGUCAUUCCAGAGGUUCUCCUGUCCGAAAUACGACAUGUUAUCAUAGCCUUCCGCCAGUACUCAUCAACACCCCGGCUCUUUACACGUUAUCUGUCGGAAUGCAAGGUUCCUAAACAGUGGAAGAUCAGCAAGACCGUGUUGUUGUAUAAAAAGGGAGAUCCACAUGACAUUGGCAACUAUCGUCCAAUCUGCCUACUGUCCGUCAUCUACAAGCUCUUUACAAGAGUGAUCCUUAAUAGGAUUGAAAAAGUCUUGGAUGAAGGACAGCCAUGCGAGCAAGCAGGGUUUCGAAAAGGAUUCAGCACGAUUGACCACAUUCACACUGUUUCGAAACUCAUCGAGGUAUCACGAGAGUACAAGAUGCCGCUCUGUCUCACCUUCAUCGACUUAAAGAAGGCGUUCGACUCAGUUGAGACGGAAGCGGUCGUGGAAGCCUUGGAUAACCAAGGCGUCCCUACUCAGUACAUGAAGGUACUUCGAGAGUUGUACGUAAAUUCACGACCGGAAUUUUGCCAUUCUACAAUAACAUCAUCAUUGACGUGA
Molecule: messenger RNA, 681 nt
Organism: Necator americanus (New World hookworm)
Lineage: Eukaryota; Metazoa; Nematoda; Chromadorea; Rhabditida; Ancylostomatidae
Exons: 2
Coding region: 1-681 (226 amino acids)
Source: RefSeq, a predicted model, not a curated record